Molecule: messenger RNA, 1434 nt
Organism: Rotaria socialis
Lineage: Eukaryota; Metazoa; Rotifera; Eurotatoria; Philodinida; Philodinidae
Source: the annotation of a GenBank genome assembly
AUGUGGCAAUUUACGGAAACGUUGGGUGAAGGUGCCUAUGGCGAAGUCGUUCUUGCCAAAAAUGUGAAUACAAACGAAUUUGCUGCCGUAAAAGUCAUUGACAUAAAUCGAUUGAAAGGCAACGAUGUUGUCAUAAGAAAAGAAAUUGAUCUACAUAAAUUAUUUCGACAUGAAAAUAUUAUCCGAUUUUACGGUUAUAAGCAACAGCAUUCCAAUUAUUAUCUUUUCCUUGAAUAUGCAGCUGGUGGUGAACUUUUCGAUAAAAUUGAACCUGAUGUUGGAAUGCCAGAGUAUCUUGCACAACACUAUUUUAAACAAGUUGUGGCCGGAAUGGCUUAUCUUCACAGUCUUGGUGUUGCACAUCGAGAUCUUAAACCUGAAAAUCUUCUCAUAGCUAAUAAUAAUGCACUGAAGAUUUGUGACUUCGGUUUAGCUACACUUUUUCGUAGUCAGACUACAAAAGAAGAACGAAAAUUAACUACGUACUGUGGCACAGCACCAUAUUCAUCUCCAGAGGUAUGGGCGAAAACACCGUAUCGAGGUGAACCGGUGGAUGUAUGGUCGUGUGGUAUUAUUUUAACUGCAAUGCUUACUGGAGAAUUGCCAUGGGAUCAACCGUCUUAUCAAAAUCCUGAAUAUAAACGUUGGUUAGAUCGUGAUUAUUACCACAAUCCAUGGAAGAAAAUUGACAAUAUGAUUCUAAAUCUUCUUCGUCGAAUUCUUGUUCACGAUCCAGCACAACGUGCUCGAGUUAUCGAUAUUCAAAGCCAUAAAUGGAUGUCGAAGAUCUACUCACAAGAUGGUACAGAAACCGAUCAUCAGUUAUUGAAGCGAAUGGCAGUCAAAUACGACGAACCAUGCUGGUCAUUAACACAGCCCAAUCAAAGUACAACGUCAACGGUUAUAUCACCAUCGAUUUCAGAUGAUUCAAUGGUUAAUUGUAUAUCCCAGCCAAUUAAACUCGAUGAUCUUAUUUUGAUCACAGAACCGAGAUCACUUACAGAAAUGGGUGAUCAAGAUCCAUCGGAACAUCUUGUACACCGUAUGACAAGAAUUGUAUUAGCAAUAUCGUUUGAUGAAACAAUUUAUCUGCUCAAUCGAUUAUUUCUUCAUACUGGUUAUACACCAAAACGUACAGCAGGCAAUCAGAUAACUGUUGUUACGCAAGAUAAACGACACACUGAAUUGAUAUUUAAAGUGAACUUAUUCAAAAUUCCAGAUGCGAAAAUUAUGGCCGAUUUUCGUUUAUCAAAAGGUGAUGGUAUUGAAUUUAAACGUAAAUUUGUCGAAAUUCGGGAACGUCUUGUUCAAUUGGCAACGGCAUGGUCAAAUGGUGGUGGUGGUUCAGCUUAUUUUAAUCAUUCAGAUACAUCAUCAACAUUAACUGUUGGAAAUAACAGUGUUAAUCAAUUACAAGAAGCAAUGGAUACAUAG